AUGUCUUACGUCCAAAAACAACAGCAACAACAACAGCGUCCAUACAAUGUUCGUCGCCAUAAACAAAUCGUUGCAUACCGCUCUCCGCCACCCUCUAAACCCGCCCCUAAUGUACUAAGUCGACCACAUACAAUGCAUCCCAAUCUUCAAAAGUUAAGAAUCGAUCCUCCGGUCCUCCUAUUACUCAUCCUCUGCAUUGUCGCCUUACUUCUCUGGCUCUCCUGCGGAAUCUACAUGGUUGUGAACUGGUACAUCCAUAGAUUACGGGCCGCCAAAUAUGGCUUGGAAGAUAACACGAAUCGAGACAUUCUUAUGGCUAAGCUUGAUGGAAGAACUUAUUCGAGUGAAGAGAAUGGGAGCAGAAAAUUCGGGCAGGCAGUGAAAUGGUCUCAUCCUUCUCCAUUAAAAACAGAUGUCAAGUUAGAACAUGCCUGGACGGGAGAAAUAGCGGAUUUAUCCAGACAUCAGAGUGUAUCGAGUGGAAGUGCAUGUGCUGUGUUGGGAGACGGCUGCAAGAGAUCUCCAAGCCUUGGGGGUCGAAGGAGGAGCGCUAUUUGA
Messenger RNA from Botrytis fragariae, 558 nucleotides. RefSeq lists its product as uncharacterized. The coding region runs from base 1 to 558 and encodes 185 amino acids. The transcript has a single exon. Lineage: Eukaryota; Fungi; Ascomycota; Leotiomycetes; Helotiales; Sclerotiniaceae. The record is from RefSeq and is a predicted model, not a curated record.